AUGGAUGCAGGCGGUGGGGGCUUGUUCCGAACAGAUGGAGGGAUCAAGGUAUCCUCGGGCCUUGACAUUGACCCCGAAGUUCAGGAGGCUUGGUCGAGAGUUCGCGGUGGUGAGACCGCUUGGCUUCUUAUGACCUAUGAAGGGAAAAGCAAGCUGAAGCUGAUGGCCUCAGGGUCCGAUUCUGGCUCUGAGCUCCUUUCUUGCAUCCGAGAUGAUCAGGUGGUUUUCGGGGGACUCCGCACAAAGUCCGGCAAGUUCUGGUGCUUAAUGUGUACAGGCGCAGAUGUCGGCGGCCUUGCCAAGGGCCGUGCAGCUGCGCACAAGAAUGCUGCCUUCAACUCCUUGGAGGGAACCAUUGGCGAAGUCUGCGCACUGUCGAAGGAGGAGUUCGGUGAACAGCUCGAGAAACUGGACUUCUGA
Symbiodinium sp. CCMP2456 is the source of this 420-nucleotide messenger RNA. Lineage: Eukaryota; Dinophyceae; Suessiales; Symbiodiniaceae. The record is from the annotation of a GenBank genome assembly.